CUCACAUCCCCUGGUCUGGAUUUGAAAGACACUCCUUCAAGAAUGCGGAGCAUGUUCUACCGCCAAGUACAGACUUGACAAUGAUAUGGGGCGUGGAGCUCGAAUGUCUGAGUGCGUGUGUGCGUGUGCGCGCGCGAGCUGUCUCUCGGAGACCCACACCCGAGAACCUGACCGAGCAUCGCUGAGCCGAGGACGGAUGGAUGUGGAUCCGCUGGACGUGUAAAAAGACGAUAUGAACGAAAAAAAUUCCUUUUUAUCUUUGCUGCUGUGGGAUUUUUUUUUAGCUUCAUGUCUGGAGACUGAAGAGGAAUGGAGCCUCGAGCCAGCGCGUGAGAGCUGAUUUCAUUUAUGCUAAUUUAACAGACAGCCAGGGCAAUAGAGCCAUGAGCAUGGCAUGUUAUGAUUUCCACUAAGAACGAGACUAUGCUAAAAUAUGAUUGAAAAAAUGAUAAUGAAGUCGUGCUAAAUGUUUUGUUCAUGAGAAAAAAUCCUAUGACACAAAGCAAGUGCCAGUAAGGAGCUAUUUUGUGUGUUAAUUUAUUGCCAUUGUGUGACUGGCAACACGAAGACAGCAAUGUCAAAGAACAAGAGCAGUGAGUCAGUUAAGGUUGUUGUACGAUGCCGACCUCUGAACCGGAAAGAGGAGUCCAACGGUCCUUCCGGCGGAAUCGUACAGAUGGACCUGCGAUUGGGACAGGUGAUCCUCAGGAAUCCUCGAGCUUCGCACAGCGAACCCCAGAAAACGUUUACAUUCGACGCUGUUUACGAUGCCAAUUCCAAACAACGAGAUCUGUACGACGAGAGCGUUAGGCCUCUGAUAGAUUCAGUGCUAGCCGGGUUCAAUGGUACAAUUUUUGCUUAUGGACAGACUGGGACCGGCAAGACGUACACCAUGCAGGGGAUGUGGUUGGACCCAGAGAAACGUGGAGUGAUACCCAACGCCUUUGACCACAUCUUUACGCAUAUCUCACGCUCGCAGUCUGAUAAGCAGUACCUGGUAAGGGCGUCUUAUCUCGAGAUCUAUCGUGAGGAGAUCCGGGAUCUCCUGGAUCCCAACCAUGCCAAUGCCCGGGGACUCGAGCUCAGAGAGAGUCCAGAGACCGGCGUCUAUGUGCCGGACCUCACUUCUUGCGUCUGCAAGAGCAUCAAGGAGAUCGAGGAGGUGAUGAAUGUUGGCAACCAAGCGAGGGCAGUUGCAGGCACAGACAUGAAUGAAUAUUCGUCCAGGUCCCAUGCCUUAUUCCUGAUCACCGUCGAGUGUGGCCAACCUGGUCCAGAUGGUAGAAAGCACAUCAGGGUCGGUCGCCUCAACCUUGUGGAUCUGGCCGGCAGCGAGCGGCAGGCCAAGACAGGCGUCCAGGGGGAACGCCUUAAGGAAGCAGCGAAGAUAAACCUUUCUCUGUCCGCGCUAGGGAACGUGAUAUCUUCACUUGCGGACGGGCGCAGUGGCCACGUGCCAUACAGGGACUCAAAGCUGACACGCCUUUUGCAGGACUCACUGGGCGGGAACGCCAAGACUGUCAUGGUUGCCACUUUAGGCCCUGCACCCCAGCACUACGACGAAACCCUCACAACGCUUCGCUAUGCCAACCGAGCUAAGAACAUCCAAAACCAGCCUCGAGUCAAUGAGGACCCCAAAGACGCUCUCCUCCGAGAGUUCCAGAGGGAGAUCGCUCGGCUCAGGGCCCAGCUCAACCACAGGAAGUGGAGGAGCAAGCAGAAGAAGGAGCGACAGGAAGACGAAGGAUCAGAUCGAGAUGGUGAUGAAGACACUGAAUGUGAGGAUGGGGAGGAGGAGGUGGAAAAGGAGGCUGAGGAGUACAUGAAGCAAGAGGAGCAGCGUCUGGAGAGGGAGACGGAAGCCAUUAGAGGUGAUCGAUCACUCUUGGCUGAUGAGAAGCAGAGACUUCUUGGUGAGAAGGAGAGAAUGAUGGGGGAUCUUCGGAAGGAGCAGGAAGCCACUGAGCAACUUACUGCCAAGUACAAGGCAAUGGAGAGCAAGCUGCUGGUUGGUGGAAAGAACAUAAUAGAUCACACCAAUGAGCAGCAGAAGAUGCUGGAAGUGAAAAGACAGGAGAUUGCAGAGCAGACGCGCAAUGAAAGGGAGAUGCAGCAGCAGAUGCUGAUCCAAGACGACGAGACGCUGGAGCUGAGGGAGACUUUUACUUCUCUGCAGCAAGAAGUGGAGGCCAAAACAAAGAAACUCAAGAAGUUAUACGCCAAGCUCCAGUGCAUUAAAGCGGAGAUCCAGGAUGUAAAUGACGAGCACGUGAGGAGCCGUCAGGAGCUGGAGCAAACACAGAAUGAGCUCACGAGAGAGCUCAAGUUCAAGUAUUUAAUCAUCGAGAACUUCAUUCCUCCAGAGGAGAAAAAUAAGAUCAUGAGCAGGAUGACUUUUGACCCUGAAGAGGAUCAGUGGAAGUUCCAGCCUCUCGUUCCCGCUGAGAGUAAACCGUUGCAGAUGAAGAAACGGCCAACAUCUGCAGUGGGAUAUAAACGACCAAUCAGCCAAUAUGCAAGGGUUGCCAUAACGAUGGGGGCUAAUAACAGAUUCAGGGCUGAGAACAUAAUGUUUCUGGAGCUGGACAUGAACCCCCCAAACACUGCCUCACUGGGUCGCUUAAGGGAUGUAGACCUAAACCAAAGCUCUUCUGUGGACAACUCUCCUACCACCGACACAGGUGUUCACAAGUCACGCUCUUGGUGUCAAAGCCAAAAGUCUCUCUCGUCCUCCACUUCUAAUGUUUCCCUGUCGGCUUGUACUACAGCCGUGCCUGCAUCGGCGCAGUGAAACACUGAAGCUUUAGCAAUGUGUGUUUUUAUUGUUAUUUAUUGUGCUGCAAAAUUUGGUGCUGCAACAUACAUCAACACCUCUUUACAACACAACAAAUGGUUGAAGGACAAGGACCUUACAAAGCUCAUUAAAAGGAACAAACAGAACUUUUUUUUUUUUGCAUGGGAGAAGAACUUUGAAAUGUCUGUGUGGGUGUAGGUAUGCUUGCGUGUCACCAAAGUGGCUUCUAUCUGUGUAUGAUAUCAUUGUACAUAUUUAAUAUAUUUGUGUCUUUAACGGUUAAAUGAAAUGUCAUAUCACAUUCCCAUAAAAAAUCGUUCAUGUGUCUUUUCACAAUAGAAAACCUUCACAUGUUGUGUUGUGGUUCAAUUAAGACAGUCACGAUGUGUAAUGUUAAAUGAGCAUUUGCCUUAAAAUUAAAUAAUUAAAAGGGGGAAAAAAAAACAGUCACAUACAUUUUCAAACACAAUUUUUGAGGCUUGCAUGUGACCAAAAUUUUAAUUCAACAUGUUUAUUCCAGAUCAUGACAUAGUUUAAUAAGUAGAGCUAUAAAUGUUAAAUAAUUGUAUCUCACAGCAUUCGUCCUUCCAUUCUUUUGUCUUCUUAAUGUAACCCACACUAAAGGGAAUGCGCUACUGGACUGCCACCUGCAAAGACACGAUUGAUUCAGGCUCAGCUAGUUUGCAGUCUUACAGUAAGAGGAAGAAAAUGCUAAGGCCUACAAUAUAUUACUCUUUCAGACUGGUCACUACAGUACUGGCAUGAUAAAUGGAAUUAAAGCAACACUAAAUAACUUUUCAACCUUUAUGAAAUAUUUUCAUAACAUUUGUGAUAAUACAGUGGUAUGAAAAAGUAUCAACAUUUUUGGAAUUUCUCCCAUUUCUGCAUAAAAUUGCCAUUAAAAGUGAUCUGAUUUUGUCAAAAUCACACAGAUGAAACAAACAGUCUGCUUUAACGAAAACCACCCAAACAUUUAUAGGUUUUCAUAUUUUAAUGAGGAUAGUAUGCAAACAAUGACAGAAGAGGGAAAAAUAAGUAAGUGAACCAAUAUGUUGUGCCCACCCCUUUGGCAGCAAUAAUUUCAACCAGACGCUUCCUGUAGGUGCAGAUUAGUCUCGCACAGUUCAGUCAGAUUCGUGGGAUGUCUGGCAUUAAUUGCUGUCUUUGGGUCGUGCCACAGCAUCUCAGUGGGGUUCAGGUCUGGACCUUGACUUGACCACUCCAGAAUGUGUAUUUUGUCCUUCUGAAACCAUUCUCAAGUUGAUUUACUCCUUUGUUUUGUAUCAUUGUCUUGUUGCAGCAUCUUUUUGCACCUCUUUUCAGCUUCAACUGUCUGACAGAUGGCUUCAGGUUUUCCUGCAAAACAUCGUGAUCAGCUUUUGAACUGAUUCUUCCAUUAAUGAUUGCAAGUUGUCCAGGCCCUGAGGUAGCAAAACAGCCCCCAAUCAUGAUGCUCCCUCCACCAGUCUUCACGGUGGGGAUGAAGUGUUGAUUAUGGUGAGCUGUUCCAUUUUUCCUCCACACAUGGAGUUGUGUGUUACUCCCAAACAAUUCUAUUUUGGUUUCAUCAGUCCACAAAAUAUUUGUGUGGGGUGUUGGUUUGUGUAAAUUUGCGGCCACUUCCGUCUCGGCGUUAAUUUGGAAAGGCGCAUCGCGCACAACACCAUGCUUCCGGUUUAAUCUUAAUGAGGAAACUUCCCACACCUGUGUGUAAACUUUUCCUCAAGCUGCACUUGUUGAGAAGCAGUGUAGUCACGUCGUAGGUGAGUACUUGAAUAAAUUUUGAGGUUUAUUACCACAGUGGGAAUUUGGUUUAUUUUUUCAUUGUAUUUGUUUGUUUGUACAAAGACUGUAGUGUGGAGAUGUAUUAUUGGUUUGACUGAAGAUAGCACCGCUGGAAGGCAGAUGGAGGUAGGAGGAAAUGGAAAUGUUUUAUUGUUAUUGUUGGUGAAUUGUAUUUUAAUAGGACACCGUUGUGUUACAGUUUGUGAACUUUUUCUAGUUUUCAGUGUCAACUAAAGAAUGAAAAGUGGCGAAAAAUAAAGUUAAAGAACACCCGUCAAGUGUCGCAUCAUUCUAAGCGGUCAGCUACAGUCCAAGUGCCUUUUUGCGAACAUUAAACGAGCAAAAAUGUUUGGUUUUUUUUAGACAGCAGUGGCUUCCUCCAUGGAGUCCUCCCAUGAACACCAUUCUUGGCCAUAGGUUUACAUAUAGUUGAUUUGUGCACAGAGAUAUUGGACUGCAGUCACUGCACCACUGAUUUCUCUCUCUGUCUUUAGCUGACACUCUUGGGUUCUUUUUUACCUCUCUGAGUAUUCUGCGCUGAACUCUUGGCGUCAUCUUUGGUGGACGGCCACUCCUUUGGAGAGAAGAAGCAGUGGCAAACUCUCCAUUUGUAGACAACUUCUCUGACUGUCGAUUGAUGAACAUCCAGACUUUUAGAGAUGGUUUUGUAUCCUUUCCUAGCAUUAUACAAAUCAACAAUCCUUGUUUUCACACAGCUCUUAUGACCGAGCAUUGAUACACAUCAGACAAUGCUUCUCAUCAAGGCUUUUCUUACCAGGUGUGUGUUUUAUAGUGGGCAGGGCAGCUUUAAACCACUCAUCAGUGAUUUGGCACACAUUUGACUUAAAAUGUUUGGUAAAAAUUGGUUUCAAUUGCUCUUUAAAUCUCCUUAGGCAGAGGGUUCACUUACUUAUUUUUCCCCCUUCAGUCAUUAGCCACGUUUACAUGCUGACUUUUAUUCAUACCGAUUCAAAUCAUUCCGAAUGGAAAUUUCACAUCAGCUGUUUACAUGUCACUUCAUCUAUUCCGAUCCAGUGUUUACAUGUGUCUGCCUUUAUUCCGAAAGGACGUUUGACAACUGCCGUCUGACAUGCGCAGAUUAAUCAAAACAAAGCGUCACGUGGCAAAACAUGGAGAUCGAUCGUCAGAUCAGCUGCUGUUUUAACUUUUCGAGUGGAAACAAAACUACAGAAUGACACGCCGUUCAUUUAAAAAGUUGUGUGGGUGCACUGUGCGCUGUGCUUGGAAGCCAUGUUGCAAGUGACGUUACUUACGUCACCAAGUGACGUCACCACGUCAGUACGGAGCAUGCGCAGAAAGAACGCAACCAGACACCAUUCCGCUUCCCUGUUUACAUAUAAUUUUACUUCUAAUCGGUUUGGGAAAAGGAAUAUUCCACCCCUGUGAAUCGGAAUGAAAUUCCAUUCGGUUUGGGCCUGUUCAUUCCGAAUGAGGUGUUUAUAUGGAACACAUUUAUUCGGUUUGAACAAAUAUUCCGAUUGUAAUUGGAAUAUUUGGCUCCAUGUAAAUGUGGCAAUUGUUUGCAUGCGAUCUUAAUUAAAAUAUGAAAACCUAUCAAUGUUCGGGUGGUUUUAGUAAAAGCAGACACUGUAUUUUCAUCUUUGUGAUUUUGACAAAGAUGAGAUCACAUUUGAUGGUGAUUUUAUGCAGAAAUAUGAGAAAUUCCAAAAGACAAACCAGGUCCUGGAACGAAUUAAAUUUCAUACGUAGAGGUACCACUGUAUAUGGAAUCAAAUUAUUAUUAGUUUUAGUUUAAAAAAGGGAAUUCUUGUAAUGUACAGGGGCUGAAAUCCUUCAUUUCCAAGUGCGAAUGCCCUAAUAAAGUUUUCAGAAAUCAAGAAGACAGACAAUAGAGACAAAAAUAGAUUUUGAACAAUGGUAAAAUGCUGUUUCCAUCUAUUUCAGCCGUUUGCAGAUGUGUGUGGUGAUCCCAAUCGGAGCACCUAAUUGACCCACUUUUAUUCCACUAGGAAAUGCUCAGAGGCUUCACCCAAAUGUCCACAUUUGUAUCGCUCAAUGAAGGUUACAAGCAAUUUACCUUUAAUAAUGGAUACAUGGAAAUAAUUAAUGUUGUUGUGCUGAAGUGUGCAAUGCAAGCAGAUUUAUCAGAUAACUAAAUGAAUGACUAUGGAUUUUUAAAAUAUCAGAGGGGCUAUUAUGUAAGUAAAUCUAUUAGGGUAGAUUUUCAUUGUCGUCAACAUUGUUGUUUCUGCUGUUCAUUUGUUCUAAUUCAUGCUACAUCCAGUAAAGAGGAAAAUAUUUACAUUAUAGCGCUGACGGUAACGGCAGGGUGAAUGUGAUUUAGGAUUUUGAAAGUGGUUGUUGAUAAAUAUGUCUUUGUACAGUGUUUCUGUGUGCAAACCUUGUUAUACGUGUCAGUUAAGUCACCGUUCUGUGUCGGCCUUGUCAAAUAUUGUAAGGCUAUCAGGAAGCUGUGGGGGAGGAAGGAAGUGACAUGCCGAUGGAAAAAAAGAUGCGGGGGGAGGGAUGGGAGCAGUGAGCCAAAGACAAUCAGGAAGUGAGGAACGACUGUGGAGGAGGUGGAAUACGGAGCCAGUCUCCAUGGUAACCAGCCAGCUGAGGAAUGGCUAGUGGAAUGGUGGUGUCGUAUUAUAGUGGUUGUAAAAUAGCAAAAGCCAGUAUUGCUGAGCUCAUCUGUCGGGUUAAAAAAAAAAAAAAGAAUAAAAGCAUUAACACAAGAAUUCUGUAGUCAUAUUUGUUGCUAUUUCAUCAAGAGUGCGUGCUGAUGAUUGAGGGUGCUUGCUGUAAAUUAAUAUAUUGGGCCUGAUAUUCAUUUAGGUUUAAUGAAGAAAAAAAGACUUAAAAUAAUAUUAAAAAAAAAAAAACUAAACUAAAAUAGGCUACGUUCAAACUACAGGUCUUAAUGGGGGCGGCGUGGCUCAGUGGUAGAGUAGUUGUCCCCCAACCUAGAAGUUGUGGGUUCAAUUCUCCGCCCCUGAUGAACGCAUCUAAGUGUCCUUGAGCAAGACACUGAACCCCACGUUGUUCCUGGUGCUGUGUCACCAGUAGGUGGAUGGCAAGAUAGUGUAAAGCGCUUUGAGCGCCUUGAAAGGUGGAAAAGUGCUAUAUAAGUAUAACACCAUUUAAUGCACGAAUGCCGAUUUUUUCGUGUUUUUCCGACUCGAGUGAGGCAUUAACUUGACGGUCUGAAUGUGACAAGUCGCAUAGAUUUGGACCAUUUCAAAUCCGAUUGGGUCACUUUCGUAUGUGGUUCAAAUCCGAUCUGGGCCACAUUUUUCCAGACUGUCGCGGCGGUCUGUACUGUCCAGUCUCUCAAAUCGGAAUUCAUGCAGCAAUUACGUCAUCAAAAAGCGAGAGAGACACCACGGUAGCGGUGCAGCUGUGCGUUAUUGGCGCCUAGCUUGCCUUGAACACGGCAAUUUAGGAAGGGUCGGACUUGACAACAGUCAUAAAAAAAUAAAAAUGGGUUGAGGAUAAGCCUGAGAAUGAUCGGUUUUCUGUCUGCUCCAUAUAAGCAAUAUUUCAACAUUGCUUACACGGCCGAGAGUCGGGGCAAACUGCGUGUAUGUGUGUGUGACAUGCACGGACAGUGCGUGCAUGCUAUCGAUCCAUAUACUUUGAAUAUAAACCUAAACUGGGAUUAUUUAUGUCUGUUAUUUGUGUCCUCUUUUUCAAAAGCAAAAUAUGAUAUCCCUGGAAUGACGGAUGACAGCCAGCAUGUGUGGUCAUUUGUUUUGAUGCUUCUGUGCAUGCGGGUCAUCUUGCUCAGCGCUUGUCGGACUGCGAAUUAGUGCGCAUGCGUAAUACUUGAAUGGUCUCAAUGGACAAAGGCAGUCUGAACGGGCACGCCAGCACGCCAAAAAAGAAACAGAUAUGACAAAAAAUCGGAUUCGUGCAUUAAGACCUGUAGUAUGAACGUAGCCAUAGUGUUUAUUUUUGUGUGUAGAUACAGUACAAUAUAUGUUGCGAGACAAUAGUAUUUUUUUCCUCAGGUUACUAAUAUACUAUAUUUACAGUAUAUAAUAGAAGUGUGACAAAAUAUCAACAUGGUGAUAUAUCGCAAUACUUUGUGUCCCAGAAGGUUAUUGAUAAACGCCUGCAAUUUUGAUAAAUUGUUUUCAUUUAGAUUGGGAGGGGUGAAUGACCGCUCACAGCAUUUGCUGCAAGUCUUUCCGAUUUUCGGGGCAUUUACUGGUCAUUAUAGUGCAUUUAGAGGUCACUUCCUGUAUAAUUUAAGUCACUGCCUAUUCAUUUCCGAUUCACUUCCUGUUCCGUUAUCCAAAUCAACAAGAAGUGACCCAUAAAUGCACCAAAAUCAACCUGAUGUGACCUGUAAAUGCCCUCAAAUGAACUUCGUGUUGAUUUUGAAGCAGUUACAGGUCACUCCAUAUUGAAUUUAAUCUUUGCCUAUUCGUUCCCUGGUUACUUCUUGAUCCGUAACCCAAAAUCAACCGGAAACGACCCAUAAAUGCGCCAAAAUCAACAGGACGUGACUGAAAUGAACAGCAAAUGAUGUGAAAUGCCCCAAAAAUGAACUCCGAGGUUGCCAUUGCCGCCAUAGAUGUCCAAAGGCUUGUUUUCUGUUUGUUAAUUGUAUCAGAGAUUAUCGUAGAAUAAUUUCCUGACUAAUGUAUCGAUAAUUGUUCUAUCGCCAUAUUGUAAGAUCAUCGUUAUUGUGAGCCCUCUAUCCCGUAUCGUAUCGUGAGCUACCCAUAGGUUACCACCCCUAAUAAAUAACUAGAAAAUCUAAAAUGCUUUAAAAAUAAGUAAUAAAAAUAAGCGAAGAAGCACUCGAACAUGUUCUUACAUAUAGAAUACAUACACAAGUUAAUUUCUCUCUUGCAAUGUGUGUCUUCUUGACAUAUGAGUUACAGGCAACAUGGAGGCCUCCUCCUCACCCCCUGCAUAGCAAUUGAAUAUUUUAUGACCAGCGUGCUGCUUUAUUAGGACAGCAAGGGUGUUUUUUUUCUUUUUUUUUUUUUUUUUU
This is a messenger RNA of Corythoichthys intestinalis (scribbled pipefish), 9569 nucleotides long. RefSeq names its product kinesin-like protein KIF3C. Bases 575 to 2791 code for a protein of 738 amino acids. The record is from RefSeq and is a predicted model, not a curated record. Gene Ontology annotation, molecular function: microtubule binding; microtubule motor activity; ATP binding. Gene Ontology annotation, biological process: spindle elongation; mitotic spindle organization; microtubule-based movement. The transcript has 10 exons. Lineage: Eukaryota; Metazoa; Chordata; Actinopteri; Syngnathiformes; Syngnathidae. Gene Ontology annotation, cellular component: microtubule associated complex.